AUGGCCGUUUCCGCAUAUGUAUAUAAUGUUUCAAUGAUUGAGUUGAUUGGAAAAGUUCGAAACUCGUCAUUUACUUGGAAAAUGUCGCAGUGCAGCAUUGAUCAACUGCAUAACAACUUGAAGUUGGGACAUCUGCAGUGUUUACUGAAUAAACCACGUCAGGAAUCUUCGUUGCAACUUUGUGGGAAUGGUGUGGUUGACAAAGGUGAGGAGUGUGACUGCGGGUCUCGUGAGUCGUGUAUGGACGAAUGCUGCGACCCACUAACUUGCACACUUCGGUCUGAAGCGCAAUGUGCUUCACACCAAAUUUGUUGUAAGCAAUGUAAGGUCUUAUCUAAAGGUUACAUAUGCAGAGCGAAACGUUCAUCGUGUGAUGUAGAAGAAAAAUGUGAUGGUGAGAAAGGCGAUUGCCCACCUGACGGGUACUUAGUUGAUGGAACACACUGCGGGAUAAACGGACAAUGUUGGAAGGGCAAUUGCUCAGACAAUGAAAGCCGAUGCAAGGCUCUUUGGGGGAGUAAUGCCUCUGUUGCCGAAGACCGAUGUUUUGAAAGAAAUGAGAUGGGUAUAGAAGACGGGAACUGUGGCGUUGAGGCAGACAACAGAUUUAGAAAAUGCUCUCCCGAAGACGCACGUUGUGGUUUACUGCACUGCCAAGGCGGCUCUUCUGCUCCCUUGCAAAAAAACUUUGAUUCGUAUACAGCCCAGUUUCAUUACGAUGGACGGACCGUCAAUCAGAGUAUGGUUGGUAUGGUAGCAGACGGUUCCAGUUGCGGAAUGCGUAAGGUAUGCUUUGAAGGUAGAUGCUUAUUGCUCGAUGACGUAUCUCAACCAGUUCUUUGUCCGACGACUAAUGUGGCCCUUCCUUGUUCUGGUCAUGGGAGGAUUCUGUCUCAGUGGAACUCAACACUAGAAUUUUCGACUCCGGAAUUGUUACUGGAGAUGUGUUCAGAAGUCUCAAACUGUCAAAAAACUACGGCUGCAAGUCAAGUGUUUUCAGCAGUGACAAGUGUAAUUACCGAUACUCAUUUUCCAUCGUUAUGCGAAAAGGCAGGUUUCUUAUUUGUCAUGUGCAUAUACGUUCAGCAUUGUACGACGUCUCUUACCUGCAUAUGUUUCACUGGCUGGGGUGGGACAGCAUGCAAUAUACGUUUAAGUACUCCGGCUAAUGUACUUUCUACAACAACGACUGUCGAUGAAGAAUUUGUUCCACCUUUGGCAGCUGGUAGAACGCUGAAUACAACUACAUUAUUGGCAAUCCUAUUGUUUGUUGGCAUUGUGCUUCUUAUGUUGCGUCGGAGCGGGAACGAACUGCUCGAUGGACCGCUAGAUGAAAAAAUGAAUGAGAGCAUACCAGAAAAUGCUGAUCGGAUAAUAAAAUUUGGAAAUAUGCCUAGUUAUCGGGAAGAGAAACGGAAAAGAAAAAAGAAUAAACGAGUAUAUGAUGCUCUUCACAGAAUUAAUGAAGCAAGCGAUGAAAGGGAUUCAGUAUCGUUAAAGUCAAGAGAAUCUGGUGGGAAAGGCAGCGCUGUUGGCAGUACAAAUGGGUCGGCAGUAGGAUGUCCUGAACCAGUGGUUGGGUUCGGGGUGGAAGACAAUCGGGUUUUUAACCGGAUAGUGAAUGGUUCUACUUCUUCAAUUUUGAAAAAUGGGAAUGCAAACAGACGUUUAUUAAAUGAAGGUGAAAUCUAUAGUAGAUCGCCUUGUUCUGAGAUCCUUGGUUCUCCUUCUCGGUACACGGCAGUGGGUCGAAAUGGGGUACGAUAUGAUAAGAACCGAAGUGGUUAUGCAACGGAUACAGAAUUAGGUGCUAGUCCAUAUGCCCCUCAUUAUGUGGAAACUCUUUCAAUGACUCGUGUUGACAUCAGCCCGACACUAUCAGAUGGUUCAGUAACUCGCUUAGCACCUACUCCCUUAAAGCUCAACAACAUUGGAAUGUUGUUGAAGCAGUUACGUUACAAUGACACUAUGGCUAGUGAAGCAGAGUUAAGUACAGUCGAAGCUGACAACCUAGACCACAUAGAGCCUGAUCCUAAUAUCGAAACGAGUCGUGGGUUCGAAGUUCGCGAACCAGUGAAACUUAGAAAAAACGAGUCUUGGUCAGAAGGUGAGAAGCCAAAAGACAGCGAUUACCGCAGUGAGUCACGCAUUAAGCAGUUACCUCUCAAGAGCAUCCAAGCGGGAGAAGUUGAACAAAAUCCUUCUUUGUUUAGUGAUUCUUUUAGGUUAGAAUUAUAA
This is a messenger RNA of Enterobius vermicularis (human pinworm), 2238 nucleotides long. NCBI's taxonomy places the organism in Eukaryota, Metazoa, Nematoda, Chromadorea, Rhabditida, Oxyuridae. The record is from the annotation of a GenBank genome assembly.